AUGACAUUUGUGUUGUUGGGCAUCCCAGGACUGGAACACCUCCACGUCUGGAUUGGGAUUCCAUUUUGCUCCAUGUACAUGGUGGCUGUGGUGGGGAAUGUGAUUAUCCUGGCUGUGGUGAGGGCAGAGCGAAGCCUACAUGAGCCAAUGUUUCUGUUUCUGUGCAUGCUGUCUGUCACUGACUUGGUCCUCUCCACAUCUACGCUACCACGCAUGCUCUGUCUAUUCUGGUUUGGAGCCCAUGACAUUGCCUUUGAUGCAUGCCUAACCCAAAUGUUCUUCAUUCACAGCUUUACUGCCAUGGAAUCGGGUUUCUUCCUAGCAAUGGCCAUUGAUCGUUAUGUGGCUAUCUGUGACCCACUGCGCCACACCACCAUUCUCACCAAUACUCGCAUUGCCAAAAUGGGAGCUGCUGUGGUCCUACGAGGAGUGGCCUUCUUUUGCCCACACCCCAUUCUGCUCAAGCAGUUGCCCUAUUGCAAGAGUCGAAUCAUUGCCCACACUUACUGUGAAUUCAUGGCUGUGAUAAAGUUGGCAUGUGUGGACACAGGAGCUACCAAGCGCUACAGCCUCAGUGUGGCCUCCGUAAUUGGUUCCUGUGAUGGAUUUUUCAUUGCUGUCUCUUAUGUCCUAAUCCUCCGCGCAGUCUUUCGUCUGCCGUCACGGGAAGCCAGCCUUAAAGCUCUGGGCACGUGUGGCUCUCAUGUCUGUGUCAUCCUCGUUUUCUACUCUACAGCUGUCUUUACCUUCCUCACCCACCGCUUUGGCCACAAUGUGGCUCCCCAAAUUCAUAUCUUCAUUGCCAAUAUGUACCUUUUGGUGCCUCCUUUUCUAAAUCCCAUUGUUUAUGGGAUUAGGACCAAAAAAAUUCGAGACCAUGUACUUAGUUCUUUAAGGGUAAAGCUUGCCUGA
Molecule: messenger RNA, 912 nt
Organism: Chrysochloris asiatica (Cape golden mole)
Lineage: Eukaryota; Metazoa; Chordata; Mammalia; Afrosoricida; Chrysochloridae
Product: olfactory receptor 52M1-like
Exons: 1
Coding region: 1-912 (303 amino acids)
Biological process (GO): G protein-coupled receptor signaling pathway
Cellular component (GO): membrane
Molecular function (GO): G protein-coupled receptor activity; olfactory receptor activity
Source: RefSeq, a predicted model, not a curated record